CACGUCCAAAACCGGCCUCUAAACGCUUCGGAGAACGGAAGCAGCGCCUGACCACCGUCUGCUGCAAUCGUAGGCCACCGCCGCGCCGUCUCCUAUAACUUUCCGAUGGCUGAUGGAAAUGAUGAAAAUGCUAUGGAGGUUGCCUAUCACACUGACACAAACACAGAUGAGAAACUAAGAAGGGAGGGGAAGUCGAGGUCGGUAGUCUGGCAGCAUUUCACAAAGCUUAUAAGGGAGGAUGGAACUUACGAGAAAUGCAAGUGUAAUCAUUGUAACAAGAUUUUCUCUUGUUCAAGUAGAAGUGGGACUACCACUUUACUUCGCCAUGUAACUGAGGGAGCGUGUCCGGUGGUUAAGCUUGACAAAAAGGAGAAGUUACAGACAAAUAAUACAAGUUUUGGCAAUACAGGAGGUAGUUCAGAGCUGAGGGGAGUCUCUGCUCAGUGGAAGUUUGAUCAUGCACCAAUUGAACCGCCAAUCGAUAUGCAUGAUGAGUUGUUGCCAGAGGGAUUGCCGUGUGUGUACUCAAAUGGCGAUUUUGCUGGUCAAACGCCAAGCCCUGCUUAUGGUAUUUAUUCUCAGCCCCCUGCUACAAAGUCUCAAAUUAACGGAGACACAUGGAUGAAUGAGGUGAGGGCUUGCUUGAGUAAACUCAACAAACUCACUAAUGAACAGCUUCCUUUAGGGACACCAUUAAAGACUUCAUCAGCCAUUGGUGCUCCUGAUACCUCAAUAGCUACCGCCAUAAAGUGCUUGAAUGAAAUGGGAGAUAUUCCUCAAUCAAGCACCAUGUAUCUAGACGCUCUUGACAUUAUCAGAGAUCCAGAAGAAAGGGAAUGCUUUGUUUAUUUAAACCCAGAGCCGCGCAGAAGGUGGCUGCAAAGGAUGUUGCACCGCCGUCAUCCCUUAAGCUAUACUACUCAUGUUUGAUCUAUACCUCAAGUGCUUAAACCACCUGUGGCGAAGCAUGACGACUGUGCAGCUCUUGGAAGAUCGAGGAACUUUCCCGGAGGGAAAUGGAGAAAGAUAUGUAAAUUUCUGUGAACAGAUUUCUAAUAGAUCCAGUUGUUGAACUAUUCUAUUCUUUGCCUUGCCAUAACCACCUUACUUUUUAACUUAUUUCUCAAAAUGAAGAUUGACAAUGCACAAAUUUUGAAUCUCAUUGAUCAUAUUAUUUGCCUCAGCAAUUCCAAUUACCUUUGCCCCUUU
This is a messenger RNA of Ipomoea triloba (trilobed morning glory), 1209 nucleotides long. RefSeq lists its product as uncharacterized. The transcript is spliced from 2 exons. The record is from RefSeq and is a predicted model, not a curated record. The coding region runs from base 106 to 930 and encodes 274 amino acids. NCBI's taxonomy places the organism in Eukaryota, Viridiplantae, Streptophyta, Magnoliopsida, Solanales, Convolvulaceae. Gene Ontology annotation, molecular function: DNA binding.